GAGUCUCUUUCGACUUAUCGUUAGAAAAAAGAAAAUGACAGGCUUAGGAAAGGAUCUGCAAAAUUACCUCUCGCGAAGUAACAAAGAUACAAAUAUCUCAGUAUCAGAUGACUCAAAUAGCACCGGUUUUAGCCUAGGAAGACUAAACUUUUUUAAUAAGUCAGAAAAAAGCUCACUAAAUGAUACUAAUGACGUGGCAAAUGGAUGGUUUUCUCAAGCACAAAAAGAUCCGUAUUUACCAAGUCUUACAAAGAAACAAAGAAUCCUGGGAUUUAUACUAUGUUUACUGAUGGGAACAUUUUGUUUUUCAUUGGCAAGUUUGUACAUUCCUUUACUGAUACUGAAAGCCAGGAAGUUUGCAGUUUUAUACACAUUAGGCAGUUUAUUUAUUAUAUCCAGUUUCUCAUUGUUAUGGGGACCAAUGAAUCACUUUAAACAUUUAUUCUCUGUUGAGAGACUACCAUUUACAACAGCAUAUUUUGGAUCCAUGCUAGCAACAUUAUAUUUUUCACUGUGGUUAAGAAGUACAGUGUUUACAGUAAUAUUUGCUGUUAUACAGAUUUUAGCAUUAGUUUGGUACAUUGUGAGCUACAUACCAGGUGGACAGACAGGAUUGAAAUUUUUCUCCAAAAUAUUUUAUUCAGUUGCAUCAAAGACAGCUUCUAAAACACUGCCAGUAUAGCAGCAAUGUGUAGUAGUAGUUAUAGGAAGAAAUUCAUUAUCAGGAACAAAGGGACAUAACUUGUGAUAACAUUGGUUAUAAUAUUUUAGAAGUGGAUUCUUAUGUCUUGCUUACCUUUUCAAAAUAUCAUUUAAAACUUUUCUGACAGAUGAAAUGUAAUUUGUGGAGUUUUAAAUUAAAUAUUUUAAAAUGAACAAAAUAUUUAUUAAUCCUUCAAACAUGAAAAAAACAUUUUGAAGAUUUUUUUUUUUAAAGUUUUAUUCAGGAAUAGAGGGAGAUAAUUUGAGAAAAUAAUGUUGACAAAUAUUUGAAAAUGGAGUUUUUCUUCUUGCAUACCCUUAGUAAAAUUUCAAAUAAAACUCUUCACUGGAAUUCUGGAGUCAGUUUCACACAAAAACUUACAACAAAAAUUGAUUCUUAUUAUACAUAAUUUUUCAUGACUUACAAUUAAUCUGAAUUGUAAGAAUUUUUGUGAAACCAACUCCUGUUAAUGAUUUUUGAAAUUUUUUGUUUAAGAGAAAAUAUAAAUUAAUGAGACUAAACAGAAAUUAUAAUUUAUUUAUGGUUUUAAACCAUUUUGAAAUAAAAAAACUUUGUAAGUUGAAUUUUUAUGUUGGAUGCAAGAUUAUAUUCAGUAUCCAAGGGACAUAACUUACGAUAAUAUUGGUUACACUAAUUUGAAAAUGGAUUUUUCUUCCUCAUUCAAUGUUCAAAUCUCUUCUGAAUCAGUGUAAUUCUGAUUCGUUUGUUAUGGUAUAUAAAAUGUGUUGUUUAAGUGAAAAAAUUGAUAAUGAGAAUAGAAUAUAAUUUUUUUAUUGUUAACUUAAAGGCAUUUUGUAUAUUUUUUAAGUUUAAAAGAUUAUAUAUUUUAUAUUUAAAUAUUUUGCAAGAUCUAUUGCACAUGGAAGCCCAGAUUUGAUGAAGGAGUUUAAAUUAUUCAUUCAUUUUUUAAAGUUUUACCAGCUUUAAUUCAUUAUGUUCAUUUAUGUGUUUCAAUCCCACAACCCCAUUGAUUUGGCAUUCAUUUUCGCAUGUAAAGUAUCAUUUUUAAUUCAUGCAUUUAAGGUGGUACCUAACACUACAUGGAGAUAACUCUGUAAAGUUAGCUAAACGUUUUAAUGACAUUGUGUUGUAAAUAUCUUCUAUAUAAAGCUUCUCAAUGAUCAAGAUUGGUGUUUGUCAAACUGCUAUAUAACCAGUGUAAUUUUUCUGAUGAAACCGUUGGUUCAAAAUUUUUGAAAUUUUUAUAGUUUUGUUAAAGAGUCAAAGUAAAUACUUUUACAAAAUUUUAUGCAAAUUAAACGAGCCAAAUUCAUUUUAGUCAAAGUGUUGGGUACACCCUUAAUACUUAUACAGGGAAAACAAUCGGUCAUGCAUAUAAAGAUAUCUUUAUAUAAUAGUAUUUUCAUAAGCAUUUUAUGAAAAUGUAUUAGGGAUUC
Molecule: messenger RNA, 2121 nt
Organism: Mytilus trossulus (common blue mussel)
Lineage: Eukaryota; Metazoa; Mollusca; Bivalvia; Mytilida; Mytilidae
Exons: 6
Coding region: 35-682 (215 amino acids)
Biological process (GO): vesicle-mediated transport
Cellular component (GO): membrane
Source: RefSeq, a predicted model, not a curated record